Messenger RNA from Vanessa atalanta (red admiral), 1150 nucleotides. RefSeq names its product U5 small nuclear ribonucleoprotein 40 kDa protein. Gene Ontology annotation, cellular component: catalytic step 2 spliceosome. The coding region runs from base 82 to 1131 and encodes 349 amino acids. NCBI's taxonomy places the organism in Eukaryota, Metazoa, Arthropoda, Insecta, Lepidoptera, Nymphalidae. The record is from RefSeq and is a predicted model, not a curated record. The transcript is spliced from 6 exons. Gene Ontology annotation, molecular function: RNA binding; protein binding.
UUGAUGCCUAAAAGUCAAAACAAUUCCCAUUACGCGUGAGGUUCUAAAUUAAUAUUUCAAAUCCACAUAAACUUAAUCAAAAUGCCGGAAAUGGAAAUAAAGAGGAAAGGAGAAGAAUAUUCUGUAGUACCAGCUAAAAAAACCCGUCAUGAAAUAUCGGUAGUUGGAACAAGAGAAAAAGCGGUUGUUACUUCUACGGUGCCAAGGACUUCAAAUCUCUACGCGCCAAUAAUGUUACUAGAAGGACAUCAAGGAGAGAUAUUCACAGCUAAAUUUCAUCCUGAAGGCAAACACUUAGCAUCUGCAGGCUUCGACAGACAAAUAUACCUAUGGAAUGUCUAUGGCCAAUGUGAUAAUAUCAUGGUAAUGAAAGGCCACACAGGCGCCAUAAUGGAGCUUUGUUUCUCCCCUGAUGGUGCCCACAUGUACACAUGUGCCACAGACAAUACAGUUGCCGUAUGGGAUGUACCAACUGGGACGAGGAUUAAAAAGUUAAAAGGACAUGCUAGUUUUGUGAACUCAGUCUCAGGAGCAAGAAGAGGUCCAGAACUACUAGUGUCUGCUUCAGAUGAUAACACAAUAAAAUUAUGGGAUGCAAGAAAAAGAAACCCAAUAGCAUCAUUUGACAGCUCAUACCCUGUCACGUCUGUACUAUUCAAUGAUACAGCUGAGAAAAUUAUAUCCGCUGGCAUUGAUAAUGUAAUUAAAGUAUGGGACAUAAGAAAUAAUCAAAUAUCUUAUAAAAUUAAAGGACACACAGAUACUGUUACCGGAAUGGCCCUGUCAUAUGAUGGCUCUUAUCUGCUAUCAAAUUCAAUGGACAAUACACUGAGGAUAUGGGAUGUGAGACCAUUUGCCCCAUCUGAACGCUGUGUCAAAUUGAUGUCUGGACACCAGCACAACUUUGAGAAGAAUCUACUAAGAUGUGCCUGGUCUCCUGAUGGAUCAAAGGUUGCAGCAGGUUCAUCAGACCGAUUCCUGUACAUCUGGGACACCACGUCACGUCGGGUGCUGUACAAACUGCCUGGUCACAACGGUUCAGUCAAUGAUGUCCAUUUCCACCGAUCUGAGCCGAUUAUGUUAUCAGCUUCCAGUGACAAACAAAUAUAUUUAGGAGAAAUAGAUAACUGAAAUACAUUUAUAAAUAAAG